CGCAACCCGCGGUGGUUGAAGGAACUGUCUCGUCUGCCCACGAGUGACUACUGCACGUUGACUGUGGCCACACACUGCCUUGCACCCGCAUGCAAUGCAGAGCACAUCGAACACCUACCACCAGCUCGGGGGCCACAUAUGGGACAUUAAGACCUGGGACGAUCGCCUGAAGCAAGGACAACCAGCCAGUGGCGAUGUCAUAAGACUUGUGCUAGGUAUUUUGCCAAAUGGGGCGUCUUAUGUGCUGGUUCCUAGCAGCCGUCCAGGAGCGCGGAUGUGUCGCCCACGAGCGGACCGCCCGGCGGCGGUCUUCCAGUCGCUCUCUUUCAUCGAUUUUCAAACGGAAGUAGGAUUGAAUAUGAAGCUAGAUACGUAUGCGUCAAAGAGGAAGGCAAAGAGUGAUACGGAACCUCGAGACCGGAGCAAGGCAAACACUGCGUAUACAACUAACAAGUAUCUCACUGAUUCCGGCAGGCAUCGAGCAUCGUUUGAGCAUCAACGCGUCCUCUGCGGUAUACUCCGCAAAGAAUAUAAAAGAGAACACAUGGCGGAACUGUCUCUCAAGCCGGGACUCCAGAACGUCAACUUUCGCAUAAUCGCGCUCACAGCGAACAUGUGGAAGAAGGACACCCGCAUGUUUGAAGAGCGUGACAAGAUUCUGGACGUGGGAUUGACGGAAUAUAUAUUCCCCCAUGAUGGCAGUAGCUUUACCGCGCAGUCGAGCUCAGAUAUACGUGUCGAAGAGAACAGGUUUCUUGGGAAUGGGUUCAGAACAGUUAGAGCAAAUUUCGCGUUUGGGACGACACAAGUCGAAAGUGCAGAUUCGGUCCUCGAGCGACUACAACGGCUAUUUUCCACACCGCCCAGUGAUUCUGCCAGCAGAAAUACCCUGCUACUCGUCUAUGACGAGGCCAAAUUGCGGAAAGCCCUCAAUGUUAUAGGAUUAGACACCUCGGAGUGGAAGUCCGACCUGCACGACUUCCUCUAUGAUACGAGUUACCCCUCCCGAUCGUCAAGUACAUACUCUUCGCGAGACUGGUACAGGACACCCCGAAGGGGGUCUUCGCGCUCUCGUUCGCCCCGUCCAGGCACUGAUGACCGCCCCCGGCCACGAUCACCAGAACGACGCUCUGCCCGCCCUGAGGUCUUCCUCGUCGACGUGCGCAGACUGUACAUGACCGUGCGAAGGAUCGGGAUGAUCCCCUUUGACGCGGACACGGUGCUGCACACCGCAAAAGAGCUGAACGUGCAGUUGGACGAUGCUGGCGCACACAGCCAAGCGCUCUUCCAGGAGAACGAAUGGUGUGCCGGCAAUGACAGCAGGCUCCUGGGCGCGAUGUGGCACUCCAUGGCACGCGGCCUCACAAUAGACGAGCAGCGCGCAGUGCGGUGGCCCUCAGAUGCUCCUGCGGCUUCUGAGCGUCUUGAUACGCCGAAUCCGAAUGCCGACUCAGAUGAGGAGCUUGACCCGAAUGAUAUGUUUACGCCGGCUGGUGGCGCAGUCUCGGGUGCCUCCAUUGCGGCGGCCUCGACGAGUCGAGGUCAAAUGGAUUGGCCGGAUGACUGGGACUCGGAUGAUGAUGGCUACUAGGUUCUCAGUUCCAUUUCAGGUUCAACGUCUUGAGAGACAGCAACACUAAACGGAAAUCCGAUGGUAUCUUACUUGCUCAGAAAAUUCAGACGGCGAAACGUUGGAAGGGAUGCGGAAGAAUCAUAACGAAUUUUGUGUUGUCUAAGACUAUUAUUCGGAAUAGAUCAUGAUAUCAUCGUAACUAUUGCUUACAUCGCGUGUAUCGUAGCACAGGAUUGGCAUACCAUCUGAGCGAAAGAUCAUCCGAACCAUUAUUUCAUAUGAAUAGGUGCGUACCAGGACCGCAUGUGGCAUGUGCAGCAGUCUUCAAUUUGAUGCGGGAGUGCAACGGUCCGCGGAUAGGUUC
Messenger RNA from Laetiporus sulphureus 93-53, 1937 nucleotides. RefSeq lists its product as uncharacterized. The record is from RefSeq and is a predicted model, not a curated record. Lineage: Eukaryota; Fungi; Basidiomycota; Agaricomycetes; Polyporales; Laetiporaceae. The coding region runs from base 95 to 1591 and encodes 498 amino acids. The transcript is spliced from 6 exons.